AUGCUAGAACGAGAGGAAAGUAGGAAAAUGGUACGAAUUGCUUCUCCACAUUACUUGAAACCGUCCAUGAGCAUGGCAUAUUGGAAAGUACAACUGCGUCGUGGUUCGACUCUACCGAUGCGAAUACCUGCCCCUCUACAGUUCAAUCACUGUUUUGAUGGUAAACUAGCACUGGCAAGAAUUCGAGAAUUAGGACGUGAAUUCGACUCCUAA
Molecule: messenger RNA, 213 nt
Organism: Gongylonema pulchrum
Lineage: Eukaryota; Metazoa; Nematoda; Chromadorea; Rhabditida; Gongylonematidae
Source: the annotation of a GenBank genome assembly